ACUCAGCACUCUGGCAGCAGCUAUUUGAAUUGCGGCAUGGUUGUGAUCCCCCCUCAAUCGAUACGGUAUCCUACGUAUAGAUACGCCUGAGAUCAAAGAUCCCGGAUUGCAGAUAUUCAGUAGUAACACUCACAAGACGCUUUCCGACUCCGGUUGGUCCGAGUCGCACUCCAACGACGAUGGUCCUUUCUCUCUAGCUUUCCACCUGCAAACCGCUCAGGUGAAGGCCCAAGAAGUGCACUCCCACGCCGAACCAACGCUUCGGUUUCUUAUAAGCGAACGCUUAGUCCUCGAUGAUGUCUCUAUCAAGAUACCCUUAGAUCAGCUCUUGUUAUGGCCAAAGUGCCGGAAAGGUGUGAUUCGGAACAUGACUGUGAUGCACAGCUUCUCCAUUGAUACCCAGUGGCGUCGCCAAUUGAGUAUCAGUGUUAUCACGAUGGGAAACAGGGUCCCGGCAUAUAAGCCGAAAUCUUUGCAAUCCACCAGCAUGACGUGGCAACCUCAACGCACCUAUCAAGAAUGUGACGCAAUUCUUUGUGCGCCGGGUAUGCCCCAUGAGAUUGAAACACGAGUUAUCGAGGGUCGUGUGCAAAAGGUGUACAAGAAUUUAUGGAAGUCGGUUCGUGAUCUUCUGGUGGAGAGCGCAAGCCUUCACUAUGACAUGCCAUAUAUUGUAUAUGGCAAUCGUCGGCUCACCUAUGGGGAGGUGCUGGUACUCUCGAAGAAGACUGCAGCUGUCUUCAGAGACUCGUACAACGUCGGAAAAGGAGACAGAGUAGCUAUCUGUUCCCAGAAUAAUCCCGAGUACCUCAUUGCGUUCUGGGCAUGCCAGUUCCUAGGCGCCGUCGCGGUGCUGAUCAAUGCUUCGUUGCCUUUCGACCCGUUAUUGCACUGCUUCCAACACACAGCGAGUACACUAAUCCUUGUGGACGGCGAACGAGCGGCGCGAUUGCUACCAGCCAUAACGACUUUAAGAUCUUUGGGCGCACAGGCUAUUAUUAUCUUGGAUCAAACAGAACCGGCCCCCAGACUUUCGGACUUGCGAAGCUGGCAAGAUGUCCAAGCAUCAUACCAGGAACAUAAUGGCUCAUUUGCAUUCCCGGCUGUUGAGCCAGAGGAUAACUGCCUUAUCAUGUUUACGUCGGGAACGACUGGUAUGCCGAAGGGAGUACUCAGCACGCAGCGUCAAUUUCUGACAAACAUAAGGAAUGCAUCAGUCGCGUCUUCGCGCGCGACUUUGCGCCGUGGUGGUAGCCUUACCCCACCCCCCAAAGGGCCGCAGAAGGGCAUGCUUGUGGCGGUUCCGCUUUUCCACGUCUCGGGGUGCACUAGUUUCUCUAUGAUGGCUACUGCAGCUGGGAUGAAGAUAGUAUUAACCGCAAAGUGGGACAUAAGUGAAGCCGUCAGGCUGAUGAGGACAGAAAAUAUUCGUGCUGGAGGAGGCGUGCCUGCAAUGGUUUCUGAUCUAUUGCAGAGCCCGUUGGCUGGCCAACACCCCUUGGAGUUCUUCCUGUUUGGUGGAGCGCCGUCUGCGGACUUUCUGGUGGGACGGGCCAAAAUAGCUUUUCCGGAUGCAAUCCUCACACAUGCAUUUGGCUCCACCGAGACCAAUGCCGUUGCAGUCUCCAUCGCAGGAGAGGAUUAUGAACUGAGGCCAUCAUCGACCGGGAUCCCGUGUCCUGUGAACGACAUGAUAAUCGUUGAUGAGAGCAGGAAGGUGGUCCCACACGGCGUAAGAGGUGAAGUUUGGUUACGGGGGCCCAACGUCAUAACGUGCUAUUGGAAUGAUACCGAUGCGACAAACAAGAGUCUGACCAAAGACGGAUGGUUUAAGACGGGCGACAUCGGAGUUAUCGAUUCGGGCGGAUUUUUAUAUAUCAAAGAUCGAAUCAAAGACAUCAUCAUUCGUGGUGGCGAGAAUAUUGACUCGGUGAGCGUUGAGAAUGCAAUUUACUUGGACGAUCGUAUAUCGGAGGUUGCCGCGGUCGGUGUUCCUGAUGAACGUCUUGGAGAAUUGGUAGUUGCCAUAGUAUCUGUGAAGUCCGCUUUCCGUGGCAUGGUAAAAGAGUCGGAAAUCAUUGAGCAGUGCCAGAGAAGGCUUCCGAGAUACGCGAUUCCAGUCAUGGUACUGAUCUGCGAUCGCCCUUUCGAGCUCACCCCAUCGGGGAAGAUCAUGAAACCACCCCUUCGGGAGUUCGCGCGAAGGGAAUGGGAAAGUCGAGUAAAGCGAGGACAUACUGCCUCCUCAGCCCGACUAUGAUCAUACCGUUAUAGGAGUAGGAUAUCAUACAUGUACACUAGCAGCAUUCCUCCAUUCGAAUCUUACUCGCUUGCCAAGCC
Messenger RNA from Somion occarium, 2340 nucleotides. The record is from the annotation of a GenBank genome assembly. NCBI's taxonomy places the organism in Eukaryota, Fungi, Basidiomycota, Agaricomycetes, Polyporales, Cerrenaceae.